AUGAAGCCCUCGGAUCAUGGGCCUCUCCUCCGUCGCAAGUCCUCGACUCCUCACUACCAGACGUUUGGCGGUAUAUCACCUCCCAAAUCUCGAGGACGACCGUUGUCCGAUUCUUCCAACUCGUCCAGCCAUGACCUGCACAAUGGCGAAGACCACCACCACCACAGCUCGCCGCUGCCAAAGAAACAAAUGGCUAUCUUGGCGGUUAUAGCUCUCUGUGAGCAGACAGCACUUAAUUCCAUCAGUCCCUACCUGCCUGCGAUGGCCUCGACCUUUCCUGAAGUGAAUCCAGGACAAGUGGGCAUGUAUGUGGGGUUGAUAGCUUCUGCGUUCGCGCUCGCGCAGCUGGCAACAAACUUCUUUUGGGGGUGGCUGUCGGAUCAUAUUGGAAGAAAACCGGUCAUAUUAAUGGGGACAAUAUUCACGGCGGCUUGUUUUGUGGCGUUCGGGUUUGUGAGGACGCUGCCACAAGCCAUAGCGGUGCAGGCGUUGAUGGGACUGUUGAACGGGAAUCAAGGUGUUGUCUCUACCUGCCUGGGUGAGAUCACCGAUCGAAGCAAUCAGUCACGGGCUUUCACCUAUCUCCCUGUUAUCUAUGGCCUUGGAGGUAUCACUGGCCCCGUCAUCGGUGGCGUGUUGGUGUUUCCCAAGAAUCCUUUCGACAGAUCAAAGCCGAACCCGUACCCGUAUCUUGCACCGAACCUUCUCUCUGCGGCGGUCCUCUUGGUAGACUUCGUCUUGGCGUCCAUCUUUCUCGAGGAAAGCUUGGAAGAGGCGCAAUAUCUUCAACCUCUAGGAUCCCGAGUCCGGAACCUCUUUACAUGGCUUUGGCAGUUCACCUCAUCCAGCAGACCUCAUUACUUGCGACGAAAGGGCAAGAGCCAUCAAAGCCCAAUCCACGAAAACGGGCUGGCCGAUGUUUCAGACGACGAAGAUACGGACGGCACAGACACCGCAGGAUUCUUCCCUGCUUCAGACGAAUUGAAGAAGAAAGACGUGCUCAAUCGAGACACCAUCCUCCUACUGGUGACGUACCUCAUUUUCCAACUGUCCAACAUUUCCUUCAACUCACUCUAUCCCAUCUUCGCUCAAGCCUCACCACCCACCGGCCGAAAUCUUGACCCUGAAGAGAUCGGCCUGUCACUCGCCUUUGCUGGAGUGGUGACCAUUCUUUUCCAGAUCGGUAUUUUUGGAAAGCUGCGAGAUAUGAUGGGGAAUAGAUGGGCUUACCGAGCCGGUUUGGCCGGGUUUGUGAUUGCUUACGUCUUGAUGCCCUGGGUCGGAUACAAAGACGAUGACGAUGGAAAUAUGGGGACACGUGGGGCGGCAUGGCUAUGGCUAGAGAUCUGCUUUGUCCUUCUUAUCAAGACUGUCGCGGCGGUUGGCGGUCUGACUAGCGCCCUGCUGUUGAUCACCAACUCAGCUCCCAACCACUCGGUUUUGGGAACCCUCAAUGGCCUCGCGCAGACUUUGUCGGCCGCAGGUCGAGCGGUUGGCCCGUUCGUUUCCGGCGGUCUCUUUUCACUCGCGACUCGGGUCCAUCCCAAAGGAGAGGCCCUUGCUUUCGGUCUCUUUGGCGGUGUUUCGUUCAUCGGCUUCCUGCUCAGCUUUGGUAUUCGAUCACCCAACUUGGAGGCCGAGGGCUGGGACUCGGAGAACGAAGACGACGAUGACGACGAUGGGUCUGAUAAGUCGGAAGAUGAAGAGGCUUGA
Messenger RNA from Fonsecaea erecta, 1713 nucleotides. RefSeq lists its product as hypothetical. Gene Ontology annotation, biological process: transmembrane transport. The record is from RefSeq and is a predicted model, not a curated record. Lineage: Eukaryota; Fungi; Ascomycota; Eurotiomycetes; Chaetothyriales; Herpotrichiellaceae. Bases 1 to 1713 code for a protein of 570 amino acids. The transcript is spliced from 2 exons. Gene Ontology annotation, molecular function: transmembrane transporter activity.